Carlito syrichta (Philippine tarsier) is the source of this 3201-nucleotide messenger RNA. It is a transcript of the gene SPATA31G1, whose product is annotated as chromosome unknown C9orf131 homolog. NCBI's taxonomy places the organism in Eukaryota, Metazoa, Chordata, Mammalia, Primates, Tarsiidae. The record is from RefSeq and is a predicted model, not a curated record.
AUGGCAUGGUUGCUAGAGGACCUGCUCGGGGUUGAGGGUGAUAUGGAGCUUCUCUGGAACCUAUUGACCCAAGCCAUGGCCUGCAGACACUGUGGCAGCAGCUGCCUCCAGAGUCCAGGGAACUUGGUGAUAUUAUUCCUAUUCAUGUUUUGGCAGAUCCGGAAGUGGCAGCAGCUUGGAAGUUUCCAACAGCUUCAUCCCUGGUGCUCUGGGGACAUGAUGCUGGGCAAGAGCCUACCACUUCUGUAUCAUGUGGCCUUCCUUGAUCACCUCUGGAAGCAGAAAUCAGAGACAGAGGAAGAGGAGGAGGAGGAAGAGGAGGAGGAGGAGGAGGAAGAAGAGAUAUCUCUGGAUCCAUUGAAGCCAUGCUCCCCUCCCAAAGAAGCCCCCAUUGAAGAGCAAGCCACCACAGCUCCAGCCCAGACAUCCUGUGGUUCUGAGGACCUCCCCAAGGCCACAGGAGUACCAGAGCAAAUGCUCACACAGCCCCCAAGCCCUUCCAGACUCUUCCCCACCUUCCAGAUACUGACUAAUUUAUCUGCAAGGCACAAGAUAGCAUCAGAGAGCCCCUGGCAGCACAGAAAAAGCCAGCUCUUCUGGGGUCUCCCCUCUCUGCACAGUGAGUCCUUGGAGGGCAUCUUCCUGAGCUCAGGUGGCUCCUCUCCCCUGAAGUUGUCUCUCUGUCCCGUCUUCUUCAACAAGUUUGCCUUCCUACCUAGGUCCAACCUAUUGCUUCCCUGGUAUCACUCCCCAACCCAUUUUCCUACCCAUGAUGCCCAUACUAUGGAAGAUAUGGAAAAGGCCCCUGAUCCUCAGCUACUUCCACCUCCGCCUUCUCCUUAUGCCCCAUCACUACCUGUUCACCUUAAAGUCUUGCCAGCAGACCACAAGGGAGUCCUGUCUGGCACUGAGGCACCCACACAGCCCUGGAACUAGCCCCCUGGAACUAGCCCCCUGGAAGUUCCCCCUGGAUAUGAGUCUCAGUUGGGAACCACAGGAUAUAAAGACCCACAAGCUUCUGGGCCUCCAAUUCGACCCCCCUACCAAGUCCCAUCUUCUCUGUCAGAAACAAAAAAAAUCAGCCCUGAAGAAGGACUUUCUAUACCUAAGGACUCCUGGGGAACCGUGGGAUACAAAGAAAACCCUUGGGCCUCUGAGUCUUCAAUGCCAGCCCCUUGCCCUCCUCUAGACUCCCUGCCAAAACUCCAGGGAGAAAGUCCCCUGGAAUAUCCACCUGGAUAUGAGCCCCAGUGGGGAUACAGAGAAAACUCAGGAAAGCCCUGGGCCUUUGAGGCUCCAACCUUGGACCUCAACCCAGGGCUUCACGGAGCCAGCCCUGCAUGUGUCCCCUCGGGAUCUGAGACUUCAUGGAAGGGGAUGCAGAGUACAGAAAAUCUUUUGGUCUCUGUAGACCCAGUUUUACCUCCCAGACUUCCCUCAGCUCCUCUGCUAGAGUCUCUAGUAAUGGGCUGCCAGGGAGUCCUGUCUGGUUUCUCAGACCCUGCUCCUAGUGCACCUCUAGGCCCCCUUACAGAGCUGCCCCUUUGUAGAAUCAACCCUGUGGAAGGCCUCACUGGAUCAGAAACUACAGGGAAGGAGGACACUGAGCAUUCCAAGAAUUUCCAGGCUCCUGAGCCCCCAUCUCUGGUCUUCAGCCCACCCCCAACUCUUGUACCAGAGCCCCUCAGAGUUAGCCCCAUGGGGUUCCUGUUUGAUUCCGAGGUUAGAUGUGGGGACAUACACAGGAUAAAGAACUCCUGGGCCUCUAAGCUCCCAGCUUGUAGCUCACCCCAAGACCUGCUUGCUCCAGCCAGCCCCCUGGGAGUCUCACCUGACUCUGAGCCUGUGGAGGGGGACAUGGAGCAGAAAGAAAACUGCUGUGUUCCUGCGUUCCCAGAUUGGAGCCUUAGCCCACCCCUAAGCUAUGUUUCAAAGUCCAACAUAAGUGAGCCUAUUGAAGACCAAUGCAACUAUAAGCCUGAGGGGGAAGCAGUGGAGGAGCAGAGAAAGAACUGCUGGACCUCUGAGUGUUCAGCCCCCAGCUCACUCUCUGCUCCUCUACCAGAGGAUCACCACAUUGACCUUGAAUUUGUGUGGAGAAAUGCACAACAAAGAGAAGUCCCCCAGGGCCCCAGGCCUGUAGCAGUGGAUCCCCUACAGCCAGGACCCUGGCCUCCCACCCUAGCUGAAGCUGUGAGCACUGAGCCCAGCCAUCCUGACCUUCUCAAGGGAGAGAUGUUGCCAGGAGCUAAGGCAGAGGCCCCACCUUCCCAGAGAGAUGCUGUCCCAGAGGUGCUUCCAUACCCUAGGACCCAUGCCUGGCACUGGAGCAGAGAGUUGAAACUCAAGCUGAAGAAACUGCAUCAGAGCCCUGUUUCCAGGCCCCUUGGCCAAAGUCAACCAUUUUGCAGCUCCUCUGCCCUGACCUCCACAACGCCAGACUCCUGGAGACUCUCUUCCUGCCCCCCAAAGAAGACUUAUCUCCCCAACCCAUGCCCCCACUCUUCAAGCUGUCACUCCCCAAAAGUUCAGUGCACAGUACUUCAGCUGGUUCGGGCAUCCCACCGCCAUCACUCUGAAUCCUCCUCCCAGCCUCAGCCACGAGAGUCUGGCAGGGCAGAACAAAGGCCUCAGAGAGAAGAGAGAAAGAAGAUGGUGGCCCAGGUCCCAUCCCAAGGGACGUGUGUCCACCUGAAGGCUGAUGAGAACUAUCAAGGCCCGGCAGAGUCUUCAAACCCUGGGAUUCUGGCCUCAGGCAAGAGACUGGACAGGGCUUCAGCCCUAUCUUCAGCCAAGAGAGAAAGCCCCAGGAAACCCAAAGCAGGAGACCAUGAAGAAGGGAAUGCAAGACUGGCAUCAUUCUCUGUCACAGGGAAGAGCCAUCCUGCCCAGGCGCAAAGACUGGGGGACCCUGUAAGCAGACUUUCCCCAAGUUCUUGGCACAGGGCCCAGAGCGCUCAACAAACUGCUCUUCCCCAGCAGCUCCUCCCCAAGACUUCAGGUCUCCAGGAUCAGCCAGGGCCAGGGCUGGGAGUUGGUGACAUCCUUAACCCUCGCCACUGUAAGCACUGUCCUUGGGCCCACAUGGAGAAACAUCUCUCCUCCCCUACAACCAAGGCUCCCCCUAUCGGGAGUCUCCAAAAGGUAUUGACCACAUUUCUGGGUAAACCAUGGAAUCUGUCUACUAAAUCUAGUCAGUAG